This is a messenger RNA of Plasmodium gallinaceum, 576 nucleotides long. RefSeq names its product conserved Plasmodium protein, unknown function. The record is from RefSeq and is a predicted model, not a curated record. Bases 1 to 576 code for a protein of 191 amino acids. The transcript has a single exon. Lineage: Eukaryota; Apicomplexa; Aconoidasida; Haemosporida; Plasmodiidae.
AUGAGUUCUUUUAAAUUCUUAUCAACAAGAGUAGCUGCUUUUAUAUUGUAUUUGAUACCACUAAUAUACUCCUUCUUAGUGUUGUUUUUUGGCUUUAUUGAAUAUAAACAAAAGAGAACUUAUAAUUUAUUAAUUUUAUGUUUGUUAUAUGGAAUAGUAAUAAUUUUGAUUUGCUCUGUAGGAUGUCACGGAGUAAUAAAAGAAAAUGCUACAUCAAUAAGAUCGACAGUAGUUCUAUUAAUAGUAAAUAAUAUCAUAAUGACUAUAUUAAUAACAUUCUUAUUAAUAGAUAUAUUAAACUUUCCUCAUAUAGUAACUAUUCAUAAAGCUUCUAAAUUUUUGCAAUUCAUAGUACAAAAUAAAAAGGUAGGCUUGCUUUUUUGCUCCUUAGUAUAUUUAUUAAUAUUUUUUUCUUUUUGCUUUAUGUGGACAGUUGGAGAUUAUCUGGCUCAUUUAGAUGCAAAGUUAUGUUUAGAUGACUUACGAAUAUCACAUGAUAUCAUUAAGAGCAAAAAAAAAAAAAAUAGUUCAAGAAAUAAAGAUACAGAUGAAAGCGAAUUUUUAAUAAAAGUUUAA